This is a messenger RNA of Anguilla rostrata (American eel), 5618 nucleotides long. RefSeq names its product MAP7 domain-containing protein 1-like. Gene Ontology annotation, cellular component: microtubule cytoskeleton. The transcript has 21 exons. NCBI's taxonomy places the organism in Eukaryota, Metazoa, Chordata, Actinopteri, Anguilliformes, Anguillidae. Gene Ontology annotation, biological process: microtubule cytoskeleton organization. The coding region runs from base 258 to 2855 and encodes 865 amino acids. The record is from RefSeq and is a predicted model, not a curated record.
AGCUCUCCAGGACCAGGGUUGGAGACCACUGCUUUAGAUUAUUUAGCACAACAGUGCACUGGCAGCGAGUACGAUAUUCAUGCGCUAGGCGUCGCUAUUCUCUCAAGGAUGAUAAAUGGGCUUGCUAUUAUAACUAGCAACUAUCUCUCACACCACUGCUGUGUUUGUCCUCGCGCUUUGCGCGCACCCGUGCUGGUCGAGGAAAAAAAGAAAAAACAAAUACUGGGGGAAAAAAACAUUUCGUCGGCUAGCUAAAGAUGGCGGAGGUGGCAAUGUCUCUGAAAGAGAUGAGGGCGCAAAUGGCUGCAGCUGCGCAGGCGCAGGCAGACGAGCGACGCAGCCAGGCGCUGAGCAGCCCAGGCUCCGAAGAAGCCGAGGGCACAGCCUGUACGAUACAAAUCCAGGGAGCGCGUCCAGUCAUUGAUGGAGCAGCGCUAAGAAUAGACGACAAACUCAGAGUAGCGAAGGAGAGGAGAGAGGAGCAAGAGAAGCAGCAAGCCUCGCGGGAGUCUCAGAUCUUGGAGCGCGAGCGCAAGACCAAGCAGCAGUACGAGCGACAGAUGGAGGAGCGGCAGAAGAAGCUGGAGGAGCAGCGCAGGAAGGAGGUGCAGCGGAGGGUAGCCGCCGAGGAGAAGAGGAAGCUGAAGCACGAGGAGGAGCGGGUGAGCGCGAGCAGUCCUCCCGAACACCAGGGCGGCGAUCUCGAGCUCGCUGCUCACAGUCAGCGGGCAGAGCUACGCGCCAAACUAGUGGGGAAUCAGAACUGCUGGUCGUCCAGCGCAGGAGCAUUUGAGGCUGGGUUGGGCGCUCCUGAGCGCAGUCAGAGCUGGAUCAGGAGCAGACAGCGUAAGUCCUGGGGAGGGGACCUGACCGCAGACUCUGGUGACACAGGUGGAGCCACGGUACUCCCACCGUCCUCUCCCGUCAAGUCCCGCAGGAAAGCGUCCGCAGAAGCUGAUAAGCGCUCUACGUCAGCAACAAACCUCAAACAGCAGAGCGACUCGGUCGUCAAUAAGCGCUUGUCCUCCUCCUCCGCCACCAUUGCAAAGUCUCCUGAGAAAAGCACUAAGCAAAGGAGUUCCUCUCUAAGUCGGUUGCACAGCAACACUUCGCAUCCUGCAAAGGACUCCCAUAAACUGCCUCAGGUGGAACAGACAGGCCCCUCCCAACAGAAGAGGAGCUCCUCCCUUUCUUCUGGGGUGGGGGGCAGGCUACUGCCCUCCCCCAAGAUUGAAAGAAAAGGGAUCAAGAACGAGCAAGCUCGCCGCCCCCCGGCCACGCCCCCAGAAAACGGCACCCCCAGUCGCCUGCUCACGCCCACCAAGGCCUCACUAGCUAGGAGCAAGAGCAGCGCUGCCCUGUCAGCGGGAGGAUCAGACCCCGCAGUUUCGGCCAGCCCCCUGCACCUGUCCCGGGGGCCCCUGCGGAGCCACAGCAUCGACCGGCAGAAGGGCUGUUCCGACGGAGCCACCAGAAACGCGCAGAAAAGCGAGAAGGAGAAGCGCUUCUCUUCCCCGGGGGGCAAGAGGCCGUCCUCGCCCUCCAGCGGCCCGGGCCGCCGCCGCUCGCCCUCCCCCUCCCCCGGGGCCCCGCCCUCCAGCGCCGGCAGGAGACCCUCCUCCCCCGCAUCGGCCAAACAGAACGCACGUAACCGCCCCCCCUCGCCCAGCUCGGCCAAACAGAGGCCCCCGUCCCCGCAGCCCAGCUCCAGGCCCCCGCCCAUCCAGCGCCCGGCCCUCACCCCCACGGGCCCGCCCACCCUGCGCAAGAGGGACCCCAAACCGAAGGAGAGCUCCAGCCCGGGGCAGCCCGUGGCCCCCCAGCCCGCGGAGACCCCCCCGCCCAGCAACGCGCCGAACGGCAAGAGCAAAGACGACUCCAGCGCCAAGGCCAUCGCGGGCACCACGUCGGCCGAGGCCGCCGCCAAGAUGCUGUCUGAGAACCGGCGUCUGGCCCGGGAGCAGAAGGAGAGAGAGGAGCUGCUGAGAGUACAGAGGGAGGAGGAGGAGAGGCUGAGGAAGGAGGAAGAGAAGCGCCUGGCGGAGGAGCAGAGGGUGCGGCGGGCGGAGGAGGAGAAGAGGAGGGCGGAGGAGAUGAAGAUCCUGGAGGAGGAGCAGGCCCGCAUGGCAGAAGAGGAUCGAGUGAGGCUGGAGAUCGAGGAGCAGGAGAAGCAGGUGGAGCUUCAGAAAGAGCGCGAAGAGGCAGAGGCCCGGGCCCUGGAGGAGGCGGAGAAACAGCGGCAGGAGAGAGAGAGGAUCAUGCAGCAGAACCAGCAGGAGCGCAUGCUGAGACGGAAGAGAAUCGAAGAAAUUAUGAAGAGGACGAGAAAAACGGACCAAAACGAUUUUAAGAGAGAUGAUGAGAAAGGCAUGCUUGAUGAAAACGAGGAAGAGGACAGCGAAGCCAAAGAAGAGGAGGAGACCAAGGAGGAGGAUGACUGUGCCAAUGGAGAGGCGGAGUUUGAGGCAGAGGGGUGGAGCCUGCCAGGAGAAGGGCCAAUGGCAGAGCAGGGGGGGAGCAUGUACGGGAAGUUGGAGAUGGACAACAAGGAAAACAGAAGCAUCUUGUGUGAGAGGGACUCAGAGUCUGUCAGCCCCACGCCCAAAGCGUUGCUGGUGGAGGGUUCGGAGUUCCUGAACGAGGGCUCCAGGAUGGGGCUGCUGCCGGGCCUCAACGGGAGGGCGGCGCCCUGGAGCCUGGAGGAGCUGAUCGAGCUGGGCGUGCGGCCCAUGGCCGGGCCCCUCAUCAGCGCCGACGGGGGCCCCGACAAACCCAGGCCGGCGUUCGAGGACAAGGGCAGCGCGGUGGGCGCUCUCCUCCCGGGCCAGCCCAUCGAGGCCCUGUCCGAGAUGUGAUGCUGCGGACCUACAGAAGGACUGUGAUCACUGCACUCCAGGGGGUCCCCCGCCCCCCCAACCCCCCCCCAUCCCAAAGACGCUUCGCCUCAGCACAGAGCUCGGGCGGAGCUUAGCUGGAAUGGAGUAGAGUAUUUCGGAUUGCUAACUUUGCACCUCAGAGAAUAAUUUAAAAACAAGCUUAAAGAAAAAAGAAACGCUUCAGGGAAAACGGUAUAUUCCUUCGACGUGCUUGCUUACUCUUGGGUUUCCCCACGGUCGUGUCUGAAAAUGAACCGAGUGUUGUGUUUUUUAUGUUGUUGUUGUGGUAUGUAUGUAUAUAUCAUGGGGGUGCAUACUGUAAUUUAUUCACAUGGCUCCUACCCUGCUGUUCACUGCUCCCUCUGUGUGUUCUGUAGGAGAGACUGACAGACUGACAGACUGACUGACAGACAGAUGCAGGCUGUGUUUGUGAAGGAGGGCGUGGUCGUGCGUCAGCCUUGAGCAGCUGUGUGUGCACGCGCAGUGUCUUGAAGACAGCUGUGUAGAUGAUAUUUAUGAACUGAAAUGUCAGUUUAUGACAGGAAGGUGGCAUCUGUUACAGAGGCUGCUGCUGGCUUCCACUUCACUCUUCAGUCAAAGAAUGGAGGGAGGCGUAAAAGUGCAAAUGGCCCGAUAUAGCCAUUGCCCUCACUCUCAAACGCACAGACGAGCUGUCCGGGGGCCAUUCUAAAAUGGGUGCCUCGCCUUCACUAUACAGGUCCUGAGGUUAUCCCCUUGUAUUUUUUGCCUUUUUUAUUCAGACACUUGGGUUUUGUAGUGAUGAGUUACCCAUGUGGUAAGAAGUUCAGGUUCCGGGGCUGCUGGGUGGCUGAGUCGGUUAAGGCGCCACACUGCAGUGCAUGGUUGAGCCUCAGGUUGAAUCUGGACCGUGCCGGUGCCGAGAGAGGGAUCGAUGCUUUAUCGCUGCUGGAGUGGACGCCUGUCAGAGCUGCAUGGGAGUCCUCCUCUGAUGCCACUCUGCGCAGGUUUAGCUGCGCUCUGAAAGGAAGCAGCCGUUGGACAGCACGCGUCUCGGAGGGGAACCAGGCAUGUCCCGGCUCUCAGGAAACAGCAGGGUGGUGUGUGCGUGGAACACGGCUGCAGUUGUAGACAAUUGGACAUUCCAGAUUGGGGUGGGAAUCGGAUGUAUAGCCCUGAGUUAGGUAGCAAAUUUGUAAAAAAAAAAAUAAAUUUAAAGAAAUGUAGAAUAUGAGUACUGCACCCUUGCAGAGAAAACGGUCUGUUGCCUGUUUCCUUCUCCCUGACGCGCUCUAUCCUGCUUAACUGCCGGUAGUGAGUAGCAGGUGAGAAUCCUCCAGUCUCUCCAUAUCAGUAGACAGCAGGGGGAGCUCUGCAGCCACAGCUGUGACUAACUCACCGAAAAACACUCCUCUAUCGUAGUACUUUUACUUUUUGCCUUUGGUUUUCAUGUAACUGAAAACUGAAGGAUUUAGGAAUAUAAAAGAGGAAACAACCCAGUUAAAGUAUGUGCUUUUGUUUGGUGAAAUUUUUUUGUUAUUUUAUGUUCCUGUUCUUGGAACUUGUUUUACAGCCAUUGAUCUUUAUUAUGGUGUGUUAAGGCUUUUUUUAUUUAUUCAUGACAGUGUAAUGCCAUGUUUCAAUUUGAAUGCUCCCUGGAAAAAAAACUAAAACCUAUCAGCUGGUAAUAUCUGCAUGAAUGAGAAAUAUCUAUAACCUAAUACUAACCAUAAUAACACAUACUGUAAUGGGUGAAUGUUAAAAUGUGCACAGUUUAUCACUUUUUCGAAAUUCAAAGAGCCAAAAAAAAGAGGUUGUUAAGGUGAUCUGUAGGGGGCAUAGUUCACAUUAGCCAUAUACCACACUACUAAGUGUCAAAAUUAAGUGUGUCUAAAAUGUUAUACAAACAUUUUAUAUGAAAACAACUUUUUUUUUGUAUGUUGGCAUUUCAAUAUUUCUGCACUAACUCAAAUGGAUUUGAAUAUAGUUCCUUUUGUCUGUGGCAUACCAUUUCAUUAAUUUUUUUCAAUGUAAUAUAAUUUGGCUCUCCAUUUUUUUAUAUUUUUAUUUUAAAAUAUAUGUUGGCAUAUUUAAGUAUUUUUAUUUUGUAUAUAAUCAGUAUUAGGCCAUGAAGCCCUAUGUGGGAGGAGAGGUAUAGCGGUAUAGCUGGGGAGUUGGUUGUCAUUGUUACUGUAUAAUUCUAGCACGCUCCAUAACUUCAAACACUUUACCCCUGCUUAGUCCUGUAUCUCACUCAAACCAUUGAUUCACCAUUCUCUAUGCCGAGGGUUUCUUUCACAAAAUCACUUUCAGCUUUCAUUUUGUGAGCAUGGUUAUCCAUGGCCACCAUACUACUUGGACCUUCUCCUUCUGUUUACAUGGUUAAGGGCCAGGGUGAGAAGGGAAGUGCAUUCUUUUUAUGUACAGUACACCACCCUUGGUUGUGGCGACUGCCUGUGGCCAGUGACUUUUGGUUACAUAAGAAAGGGAAUGGUUACCACGUUAGCAUCUUAUAGCUAACAUGAACAAAGAGGGUGAGAGAGAGACCCUGUUGUCCUAUUAUGGGGAUGGAUGUCAGGAGUUCCGGCUAUGGCCAUUGUGUUCUAAACCUCCUAUAGAGUACAGAACAGAACAUCAGUGUACAUGUACCUUUAUUGUGUGAAUGGUUACGGAACAUUCUGGAAAUAAUCUUUGUAAUGUUAGAUUCCACUCUGUUCUGCUGUGUACCAAGGACUGUGACUUAAGAUCUAGUCUGCAUUUUUU